AUCCACUCCUGAAGCAUUUGUACUCCUGCACUGACGGAUGUCUGUGCUGCUAUAACCUCACACCUUUUUAUAAGUAAGUCUCCUUCUCCAAGUCUUUCUUCCAUCCUCCCUGAACGAUGACUGAAGCAAUUCUCCUCAAAGUUAAAAAGGCUGCAUUCCCUCCGCUGUUUGCCUUAAGUUCCCCCAGCCAUUAGACUUCAGUAAGGGCUUUAAGAAUGGUGCCAAUGCUUUCUCUCCUCGAACAAGAAGUGAGAGCCUCCAGUGUUUGUGGGUAACUUCUUCACAGCUGGAAGAAUUCUCUCACAACAGUAAGCGGAAGGACAAAUCUUUUUCAAAACCCAGGAACAAGAAAGCAGCAUUGAAUUGGACUGUGAAUGCUUAAUGUGUUUGCACAGUUAUUACUCUUUCUGUUGGGCUUUUUGGACAGAUGGAGUUGGUCUCUCUUGUACAAACAACCGUUCUGCCAGAAGUUCACCUUAUUUUCAUACAUUAAUGUAUGUGUACGUGUUAGACUAUUACUUUUUUUCACAUUGGUUCAUUUGAUCUUGGUAUGGAAACUAAAAAGAAGGAUUUGUUCAAAAAGAGACACGGCUGCCUAAAUGCUGAGUAGGCUCCCAGAGGUGUCCUGCUCAACAGGACACAAUGAAACAGCUCAACAGAAGCCAAGCCCACAACUGUAAGAUUCUGAAGAAAGAACUCUCACAACAAAGCCAACGAGAAGGAGGCAAAAGCUCGCACCAUCUCUUCGGCAGACAAUAGAAGCAUCGAGGGAAUCAAGAACUAGCCAGCACCUGUCCCCUCCGAGGCCAUUUCCUCCGAUUAACGUUCGAUUUCUUUUAACAAAGCAGCCUCACGUGAGCGCUCCUGGCAGAGAGGAGCAUCCCCGGCCUUGCCCUCAGGUAGGACGUCAAUAACCGAACCCACAAACGAACGUAACGCCGUUCCAAAGAGCCCCUUCUAAAACACUCGCCAGGGCGCGCGCUCCCUCACCGCUGACACGGUGGGAGUCCAUCCGCGCCGCUCCCCGCCCCAACCUCGCCGGCUGUGGAGGCGGGCCGUGCGGCGGGGCGGUGCUGGCCGUUUGCACCUCGACGGGGCGGCGGCCGCUCACACGCCGGCGGGCGGCGUUCGGGAUGUGAGCGGCGGCUCCGGCGCCGAGCUGCAGCAUGUGGCUGGCCCUGCUCCUGGGGCUGCUCCUCUCCCGAGCCGGAGACUUCCUGGCUCUACCACGGAGUGACUGCAUAGUAGCAGAACAGCUGUGCCUCUUAGACUCCAACUGCAAUGCCACCUACAGGACUCUGGAAAACUGUGACCUUGCUAAGACACGCUUCGUCGGGCUGGAUCAUGAUAGCAGGGUCAGAUGUCUGAAUGCAGAGCUGUACCUCGGGAACAGCUCUUUACUGCACUGCAAGUGCCAUCGGCGCAUGAAGAGACAGGAGCAUUGCCUGCGCAUUUUCUGGACUGUUCACUCCAGCAUGACAGACGGUUAUUUCAAUUUGGAAACCUCUCCAUAUGAGAAUCCAGCAAUUGAAGAGCACUGGAAAACAGAUUAUAAUGAACUGGCAGCUGUGGUAUCAGGCUCUCAGUUAGCAGGAGAUGCAACAAACCCAUGCCUGAAAGCAACUCAUGUCUGUAAUUUGAGCAAGAAGUGUGUUCGGCUGCGCACAGACUAUGCCUCGAUCUGCACCAGAGGGGCAGGAAGUGAGGACAUGUGUGACCGUCGCAAAUGCCAUCGAGGGCUAAGGAAUUUCUUCGAGAAAGUCCCUGAGGAUUUCACUAGAAGGAUCCUAUUCUGUCCAUGUCAGGAUGAACUCUGUGGAGAACGGCGCCGGAAAACUAUUGUUCCUGAUUGCUCCUUUCAGUAUAGCACCAAACCCAAUUGCCUUUGGCUUCUGGACUCCUGCUUGGAAGACCAUAUCUGCAAAUCCCGACUCGCUGACUUCCAACAAAACUGCCAACCUGCAGAUAUGUCCCCAGAUGGUUGCUCUCAGCACAACCAUGCUGCAUGCCUGCAGGCUUACAUGGGGAUGAUUGGCACGCCUAUGACACCCAACUACAUCAGUAACUCCAGCGUGGAGGUCUCCCUGUGGUGUACCUGUGAAAGCAGUGGCAACCAGAAGGAGAAGUGUGACCAGAUACUUGGCAUGUUUGAGAACAACAAAUGCCUUGAAAAUGCUAUUUGGUCUCAAAUGCACCAGAAGCUGACAGGUCUGGAAAGACAGAAAGACUUAUAUUAUUCAGCUUCCCUAAAUUUCCAAGGAGACAGCGCCAGCACAUCUCUUGCUUCGGAAAUGUCCCAGGUGGCUGAAGUGAAGACACAGCAAGACACCUCUGAACACAGCAGUUUGCCUAUGGCCUCCUCUGUAUAUUCUGGAGCUGCUGUUUCUUGGCCAUCUCUGUCUCUAUUCCUUCCCCUGUUGCUGAGCCCACUUUAACUUGGCAUAAGUGACUUCUUUCCUUCCCAUAUUAUUAAUCUUAUCCCAUAUCCAGGCACCUCCCACUACUAAUUUACCCUCAACAAACAAAAAGCCUCUGUAAAAGAGGAAGGGAACAGCCUUAGCCUAUAACUGUGGUCACCGAAAACCUCUACCUGAUUUGUGCCCCUCUUUCCUCCAAUCAGUGUGCUCUGAGAUGCAGAUUUGGUGCCCACCAUUGCUUCUGCCACAUUUAGCAUUUUGAGUGACAGUCAGGCUUAUAUUCAACCACAGUAUUUUAAAACAAGUCUGCAUUCUGUUAGAACUUGCGUGGGGUUCUGUUUCUAACUAGAGGGAUGCACAUGACACUGUUUCCUACCACCCUACCUGUUGGAGCUCUUCCAUAGGCUUAGAGUACAACAUACUUAAGUGUCAGGUCCUGCACUUUGGCCACAGUAAUCCCAGGUAACACUACAGGCCUGGGGCUGGAAGACUGCCUGGAAGAAAUGGACCUGGGAGUGUUGAUGGAUGCUUGGCUAAACAUGAGCCAGCAGUAUGCCCAGGCAGUCAAGAAGACCGAUGGCAUCCUGGCUAGUAUAAGAAAUAUACUAGUAUGCUAGUAUAGCAUUGCCAGCAGGGGCAGAGAAGUGAUAUGCCCUGUAUUCAGCUCUGGUGAGGCUGCACCUUAGAUACUGUGUUCAGUUUUUGGCCAUUCACUGCAGGAAAGACAUGGAGGUCUUGGAGUGUGUCCAGAGGAGUACAGCCAAGCUGGUAAAAUGUCUGGAGCACAAGCUUUGUGAGGAGCAGCUGAAGGAACUGAGAUUGUUCAGUCUGGAAAAGAGGAGGCUCAGGGGAAAUCUUAUCGCCCUCUACAACUAUCUGAAAGGAGGUUGUGGUGAGGUGACGGUCAGCCUCUUCUCCUGCGUAAGUAGUGAUGGGACUAGAGGGAAUGGCCUCCAGUUGCACGAGGGGAGGCUCAGGUUAGAUAUUUGGAAAAAUUUCUUCUCCAAAAGCUUGCUCAGCCACUGGAA
This is a messenger RNA of Tympanuchus pallidicinctus (lesser prairie-chicken), 3445 nucleotides long. RefSeq names its product GDNF family receptor alpha 3 (gene GFRA3). The record is from RefSeq and is a predicted model, not a curated record. Gene Ontology annotation, cellular component: external side of plasma membrane; signaling receptor complex. NCBI's taxonomy places the organism in Eukaryota, Metazoa, Chordata, Aves, Galliformes, Phasianidae. The coding region runs from base 1167 to 2435 and encodes 422 amino acids. The transcript is spliced from 8 exons. Gene Ontology annotation, molecular function: signaling receptor activity. Gene Ontology annotation, biological process: nervous system development.